Notolabrus celidotus (New Zealand spotty) is the source of this 4907-nucleotide messenger RNA. It is a transcript of the gene usp6nl, whose product is annotated as USP6 N-terminal like. The transcript has 10 exons. The record is from RefSeq and is a predicted model, not a curated record. The coding region runs from base 1 to 2490 and encodes 829 amino acids. NCBI's taxonomy places the organism in Eukaryota, Metazoa, Chordata, Actinopteri, Labriformes, Labridae.
AUGCCGCCUUCAGACGUCUCUGAACCCCCUGCUGUGUGUUUUGUCUUGCAGCUGACGAGGAGGAUCUAUAAGGGAAUCCCUCUGCAGCUCCGAGGGGAGGUGUGGGGUCUGCUGCUCGACAUUCCCAAAAUCAAGGAGGAGAAGAAAGACUACUACGAGAAAUUAAAAGCCCGAGCCCGAGGCGUCUCGCCCGACAUCCGCCAGAUCGACCUGGACGUGAACCGGACCUACAGGGACCACAUCAUGUUCAUGAACCGCUACGAUGUCAAGCAGCAGGCUCUGUUCCACGUCCUCACGGCGUACUCCAUGUACAACACGGAGGUGGGUUACUGUCAGGGCAUGAGUCAGAUCACGGCUCUGCUGCUCAUCUACAUGAAUGAAGAGGACGCCUUCUGGGCUCUGGUCAGACUGCUGUCAGCACCGAAGCACUCCAUGCACGGUUUCUUCGUCCCCGGUUUCCCGAAGCUGAUGCGUUUCCAGGAGCAUCACGACCGCAUCCUGAAGAAGACGAUGCCCAAACUGAAGCAGCACCUGGACAACCAGGAAGUGUUCACCAGCCUGUACACCAUGAAGUGGUUCUUUCAGUGCUUCCUGGACAGAACUCCGUUCACCCUCACCCUGAGGAUCUGGGACAUCUACAUCCUGGAGGGUGAGAGGAUACUGCCGGCCAUGUCCUACACCAUCCUCAAACUGCACAAGAAGCAUCUGAUGAAGCUGACCAUGGAGGAGCUGGUGGAGUUCCUGCAGGCCACUCUGUCCAAAAACUUCUUCUACGAGGACGACGUCGUGGUCGAGCAGCUGCAGACGUCCAUGACGGAGCUCAGGAAGAACAAGCUGGACCUGCCUGCUCCAGGUAAAGACGACGAGUUUCCAAAGAAGCCUCUCGGGCAGCUUCCUCCCGAGGUGACGGUAGACGGGGCGGUCCACGUGGGCAACGGGCAAAGCCACGUCGAGCCUGUUGAACCUCCAAGGGACCCGAGUCCUGUGGCUGAGCGUCAACGAGAGAGUCGUCCCCCCAGCCGGGCGCGCCGCGACUCGCUGGAGAAACCGAUCCGCCACCACAAAGCUGAGAGGAGGGAUGUUCGCUCCAGGGGGUCUGGGGAGAUCCCCAACGAGCAUCAUAAGCAGUCCAACUCCACCACGCCUGAGCGGGGUACGACGCCAACCUCAGCCCCGACCCCGAUACCGCAGCUCAACACCAACGAAAGAAGGAAGCAGCAGAUUCAUGCCACCGCCAACCACAACUCCAACGCCGCCUCCAGUUCUCACAAGGAGAUCACGCCACGCUGGUUCAAACCCUCCGAGACCAAACUGGAAGCAGCUAAAGCGGCGGCGGCCCGGGAGGUCCACCGCGGCAGAGGGGCGUCACCGGCCCCGUCCAGCCCUGAAGACUCUGCUCUUCUUCACCGCCGGCCACGCUCAAAGGGGUUCGUCCCCGGGACCGACAGAGGCUCCAACGCCUCCCAGUACGACAACGUACCGGGGCUACCAGAGCAAGACUUUGAGAUCCUAGAGCUUGAGAGACCUCCGUCCAGAAUGAGGACCCCACCUUUCAGUGUAUCGUCCCAAAAUCCAGGCAGUCCUAACCGUGGACCCAGUCAUGCAGGUAGCGUUGUUUCGGUUUCAUCAGUGCCCAGGAUGCCCAAACACCCUGUCCCGCCUCAGUUUUCUCACAACAGUCCAGCGAGGAUCCAGGCCGGGUACCCUGGCAACCACAACCAGUACCACACUCCUACACCGCAGCACUCCUCGGGAAGACCCACAGCUGAGGUCCCCAUAUUACAUCCGGCCUAUAGCGUGAGCCUGGACCACAGAGGGGAGGACAGACUAUAUCCUCCACCGACCCGGUUCACCCCGCCCUCUAACGUGGCUUACGGGGAACGAGCGUACGCCACCACCCAAAGACGGAGCAACAGUCCUUCCCCUGAGAAGGCUCUCAUGAACAACUCCUACACCACAUAUCGAAGGCAGGCGCCGCCCAACUCCACCCACAACACCCGACAUGCCGCCAGGCCUCCACCCGAGCACGCUCGGCUUCCACCCGAGCACGCCCUGCAGCUGGAAACCCAGGGACGCUCCACCCCUAUCUACCUGCAACAGCUCACCUCCACCUCCACCUCACAGGUCUACGCUACGCCGGCAGACUACAGGUUUGAGGGGAAUCAGAGAGUCGAAGCGAACCCGCACUAUCAUCACCCAGAAGGCGGACCCCGGCGGCUCGUUGACGGACUCACGUGGGCUCCAGAGGGUGAGCUGCCCCCUCCUUCCCCGGGUGGGAUGCCCCGCUCCCCGAGCUUCCAGCGAGCCCAAAUGUCCCCCGUUCAGGAAUUCACGUUCCCCGACAACCCCGACACCCUCCUUCACUACAGGACACAGUUCCAGGAGCAGCAGCAGCCGGUCAUAAUGCAACAGCUCCCCCAGCUGUUCGGAGGACCACACUACAGGCACGCACAGGAGGCGUUCGCCCUGCAGGAGUCCAUGCUGCUGUGAUCGGAGCGAGUAAGAGACACUGUAAACAAACUGAGGAGUAGUCACUGACACUGUGCUGAAGACGAGCGGAUCUGUUAGGGACCUGGUUUUUGUUCUGCUCUGAUGUUCUUGAUGUGUGAAGUAGGGGAGAACGGGGUUGGCUGUCACACUUUUUACUGUUUUGAUGAUUGCUCAUCAUCAACACAUCUCUCAAUAGUCAGUCCUACAUUGAAUUGAAGCUUAAGGUGUUGAAAUGUGGAUCCCUCUCAUUUUCCAACUCAUAGUAACAAAGAGGCGAUUAGCUAUCAAAGACACUCCCCAUCAUGGGGUUGGUUGUCACACACUAUGGGGUUGGUUGUCACACUAUGGGGAUGGUUGUCACACUAUGGGGUUGGUUGUCACACACUAUGGGGUUGGUUGUCACACACUAUGGGGUUGGUUGUCACACACUAUGGGGUUGGUUGUCAUAAUGGUACUUCAAUGGGAAAAAUCUUUUAAAGAAGGCAGAACUAAAUUUGAAAGUUUAAUUGCACUGACAAGUGAUAGACCUACAUAACUUUUAAUGCAUUUUAACAUCAAGUGAGGACCAUGACCAGGAAACACAUCUUUAGGCCGGCCUAUAUAACAACAUAAAGAACCAAACAAACAGGCCUGACAAUAACGGCCGACUCAACUCCACUAGGCUUCAUGCAGUCACUGUCUGAGUUACAGUGAUGGCAGAUGUAGGGUCUGCACACUCCAACUCAUUUCACCAUGCAUGAUUUUUAAAUACUGCAAGGUGCAAUGCUCAUGGUGGAUUAAGGUGGGGUCAGACUGAGUCUGAUCCUGUCUUGGUGUUGGGUCUCUGUGCAUAAUUUGACAUAGAGUGGUCUAGACCUGCUCUGUUUGUAAAAGCAUCUUGAGGUAACGUUUGUUGUGAUUUGGCGCGAUACAAAUAAAGAUUGAUUGAAGAUGAUUUUGCCCACAUGUGACAACCAACCCCAACUGGAUUUUUUUGCUAGCAUCAAGGCUAGCAACCAUUUAACAAGUAGUUAGCUAGCUAAUAAGACUCUAAACUAUAGCUUCCCCCUCACACUUUGUAAGGGUAACACUUGUUUUGUUAUAAACCCAUCGUUUAAAAGCCUAGAAGAAAAAUACUGAGGAGCUGAAUAUUUACAAUUUGACAUGAAAAACACAAAAAGUCCACCGCAAGUUCAGCUGUCUUACUCCAGAGUGAGUGAGCUCUGAUGCUAAUUCUGGAAAUGUGCAUACCCCAAUUAGAGAGACAGCGCCCUCUGGUGGCGAGGUAUAUAACGAGUGUGCCAACCAACCCGUGUGACAGCCAACCCCGUUCUCCCCUACUGACCUUUCUGACUGUCACACUGCAUCCAAACGUUGCAGGACACGCCAGCCUCUGACGUUUUUACUGAUCACUUUAAAAAAAAAAAGAGAGAGAGAGAGAAAAGGAAAAAACUGACUGAAGAUUUUAUUUUAUUUUUGGAUGUAAAUCAUUAACGAGAGGCGACAGUAUAUAUCUUUUAGAGUCUGAUAUGUACAGUGGAUUGUUUGUUAAUAUGCUGAGUUGUUAUCAGUAGCAGGGGAAUCAUUUUCCAUCUUUUAUUUUUUAUAUGUUACUUUCAGAUAUUUCCAUUAGAGAUGAAUUCACUCUAUAUGCUUGUGAAUGUUUAUUUUUCAAAGAGAAGAAAUCAAACCAUAUCCAAUGAUAGAAAUAGAGCGUAGUGAUAAAAGCUCACUGUAUGUUUGAUUUACACUCUGAAGCGCGGCCUCCACUGUAGAAGGAGCGGUUGUUGAUUUUUAGUUCUUUCUAGUUUGAGAUAAUAUUGCUUUUUCUGAUGAACUGAUGUGCAAUUAAUUUCUCUUUCAUGCUUGAAGUACAGUAUCUUGGUAAAUACGUGUUUUUGAGGCCAGUGUAGUGUUUGAUUCACUUCAAACCACUGAGUAGACUCAAGAAAUAGAGCUAAUUUAUGAGGGCUAAUAAUCUAUAUUUGUUUGAGACACCAUCUGAUUUGCUUUGUAACCAUAGGUAACGUGUUUUUUUUUAAUUGCUGUACUCGAGCACAUGCAGCCAGAGAUGGAUGUGAACUAGUUUCAGUUUGCUUUACUUCAUUAUGUCUUAUUAAACUCAACACUGUCAUAUCAACUACUGUUUAGCUUCUGGCACUUCUACUGGCAAGCAGUCAUCUGGCACACACACACACACACACAGAGGACACACACACACACACAGAGAGAGAGGACAUGUCACCAUAGUGUGAGUUACACAUUUCAACAUUUCAUCAUUCCUUUAAUGAUGACUCCUCAUACUCUGGUUUUGGAUCAGAAACAGUAUUGUUUACUGUUCAUUACAUUCCUUAAGUUAUCUUUGUUUUUUUUGUUAAACACUAAUUGCAGACCAUUCUGAUACUUUGCUUAAUAAAAUGAGGUGGGUUGAAAAUGUA